AUGAUUUCACAGCACAAACUCCGUCUUGAUAUUCUAUUUUUCGUUUUGACGCUCUAUAGCGUCUUUAACGCUCAUCAUGUACUGUCUAAGCGGUUGCCAGUAAUUCAUUGGAACUCUAAUAAUUCUAUAUUUGAUGUCAGCAAUACCGACCAUGUUAUUGGAGCUGAAAUUGAUGAUCGCGUAUCCAUUCACUGCCCAUCGCCAGCACCUGUAGAUGAAUUUGAGUUUUCGAAUAUUUACAUGGUAUCAGAAGACGAGUACAAUCAUUGUGUUCUUCUGAACCCUCACUUUAUUGGAUCAUGUAAUAAUGAAACAAAAAAAGAUUUUUCCAUUCAACUAGUUUUUCGGCACUUUUCUCCUGUGCCUGGUGGAUUGGAGUUUGUUCCUGGGCGGAAAUACUUCAUGAUUUCUACAUCUAAUGGAAAGCUGGAAGGAAUCGCUAAUAAGAAGGGCGGCCUAUGCGAAAAGAAGCAAAUGAAAAUCAAGUUUGAAAUUCAUCCACGACGAGAUCAAGUCAAUCCGAAAUUUGCUGCUCGUACGCUGACAAGGGAUGAUUCCCCUACAACACCAGUGAUGUACAUAAUACACAACGAAGAUGAUUCAGGCAAUGAUGAUGAUUCAUCGACUUCUAUAAGUCUUCCAAUCCUUCUUCUCCUAACAAUUAUGAUUCGACAAAUUUUAUAG
Molecule: messenger RNA, 684 nt
Organism: Auanema sp. JU1783
Lineage: Eukaryota; Metazoa; Nematoda; Chromadorea; Rhabditida; Rhabditidae
Source: the annotation of a GenBank genome assembly